AUGGCAGCUCCAGGUAGAAAGAGACGUAGGGGAAGUAAAUAUUCCGAUGAUCCGACAAGAGAAGUACUGGAAGUUAUUGCAAAUGGAGAUGCUGUCGUACUAAACGAAGUUCUCCAGGAGAUGAGCAGCAUCGAACGAGCUUAUGUGUUAAAAGCAACAAACGUUAAUUCACGUUUUGUUGUUAGAGAUGACACUGUCCUGCAUUAUGCAGUUCGCCUCAAUCGCCGUUCCUGUGAUGUUUUGAACUGUUUGAUUGAAAAUGGGGCGGAUGUGAACGUACGGACAGAGUAUAGCAAAUGCACACCAUUGAUGAUAGCCGCUCAUUGUAAAAAUCUGAAUGCAGUAGAAUUUCUUCUAAAACACGGAGCUAUUGUUGAUCUUCGAGACAAGCUUAACAAAUCAAGUCUCCAUUAUGGAGUUGAAAGAGCAUCACGCAGCAGUGAUACUUCAUUUGAUGUUGUGAGUUGUUUGUUAAAUCAUGGAGCUGACAUAAAUGCCCCUAUGAAUGGCAAAUACACUCUUUUAAUGUCGGCAAGUAGCUUUCAACAAGUCGGGCUAGUUAACUUUUUACUUGAACAAGGGGCAAACGUUCUCCUGAAGGACAAAGAUGGUAACACAGCUCUGCACUUUGCCUGUGGAAUUUGGAAUUCCGCAUCUUGUGCAUGUGAUGUUUUGAAUUGUUUAACUGAGAAUGGGGCUGACAUUAACGCUAUUAGAAAUGACAACUGUACCCCCCUUAUGUUAGCUAGUAGUGGUGGUUAUGUUGAUCAAAUAACAUUUCUCAUAAAGCAUGGCGCUAAUGUCCAUCUUCAAGACAAAAAUGGCGAUACAGCGCUACACCAUGCUGCUCGUAAUAUGAACAACUCGUUAGAAAUUGUUUGUGCUUUGACUGCGGCCGGAGCAUCUCAGAUGUGUAACAAUCAAGGACUAACCCCCCUUCUUGUAGCGAGCAGUAUUGGCAAUAUUGCAGCAGUCGAGGAAUUACUCAAGAACCAAGAGGUAACUAAAGAGCAAAGAAUUGAUGCUCUAGAACUUCUUGGUGCUACUAUAGUUACUAGACCCAGUUGGGAUGUUUAUGACAUUUUAAGUCAAGCAUUUUCAUGCCUAAUGUGUGGCAUGGAAGAAAGGUUUGCUGAUCCUUUGCACCCAUUGUUAAAACAACCAAUGAAACCCAUUGAUGCUUAUCAAAAUAGACAAGAGAGUCAAUCGCUUGAGGAACUUGUAGAAAUAGGUGAAUCUAGGAAUGCUCUAACAAUGGAAAGCCUUAUUAUUAUAGAGCGAGUCCUUGGAGAAAACAAUUCUGAACUGCUUAAUCACAUAAGAAGUGCUGCUCGAUACUUUGAAAACAAUGAUCAUUCUACUUGCAUAGGACUUUACAAACAUGCAUUUAAAACAGCCCAGAUCUGCAAUCAGUCAGCUGUAGAAGAUAUAUAUAGUCUAUCACAGAAUUUUCUGAAUAUAUGUUAUGAAAAUAAGUUAUUGAGUGAUCAACAAAACCAGGCAUAUGUAAUUGAAUUACUUGAGGCAAUUAUUUAUGAGUAUGAAAGAAUCAGCAACUUGUCUAAAAGAAAGAAAAAAGGCAAGUUUUUUCAAGCAGAUCUAGAUACCUUGCUUAUGUGUUCAAUUGAGGCUGUUUCACUUAUUUCCAGCAGUCAUCAUUUUGAAGUAGACAAGGCCUCAACUGUGUUAGUGUUAACAAGACGGCUUUGUGCCUUAAAUCCUCGAGAUCUUCAAGGAUGUUCACUGUUACAUGAGGCUAUUAAAAGAUGCCAGCAAAACUCACCUUUAUUAGUGAAGAAUCUUUUACAUGGUGGACUUAAUGUAAAUGCCACAGAUCACCAGGGAAACACUCCACUUCAUGUUGCCGUCCUAUUAAAUCCUUGCCAUGAUAUGAUCCAUCUUGUCACUAACCUGUGUGAGAUCUUGUUAAAUGGAGGUGCUCAUCAAGAUUUUGUCAACCAUGAUGGUAAAACAGCCAUGGACUUGGCUAAAGCUGAUGAGGUUCGAAGUUUCCUUCAGGAGAAAAGAAAACUGGAAUUGAAGUGC
Messenger RNA from Porites lobata, 2046 nucleotides. The record is from the annotation of a GenBank genome assembly. Lineage: Eukaryota; Metazoa; Cnidaria; Anthozoa; Scleractinia; Poritidae.